AUGGAAUCUAUGGGCUACCAGGAUACUCUCGCGACCCUUCGCGCUCAACAAGCUGCGCACCCGCUCUCAAUCAUCUCGCUCGCCGAGCCCAUCACCGCGUCGCAAACACAACCUCUGAAGCCCUCAAACUCGCAAUCGCGUCCUUCAGACACUCUAUCAACUUCAGGGACCGAGUCAAACCUGCAGCUCACGCACGCGACUCUCCUCGCCGACCUAGCCCACUACAAAGACCUCUUCUCCAAACUCCGCUUCAGCUACCUCGAACAAGUCACCAAGGAGAAAUACCUGCGCAGCAUCGUGGGCGAUCCUCCCCUUGUCGUCAGCCAUGAAGACAAUCUGGCUUUGGAGGACAGGCUGGCGGGCAUGAAAAGAGAGUUGAAGGCGAAGAAGGAGGAGGUCGAUGCGUUGGUGAAGGAGAUGGAGGAACGAGCAAGGGAUGUUGCACGGGCUUAUGAGAGCGUCGGGGAGGGGAUGGACGUGUUAGGACGUGUUCCGGCUGAAAUUGAGACCUUGAAGGCAGAGGUUGAGAGCUUGAAAGCCGAACUGGCUGCUCGACAAGGCGACGACAGCGCUCACCAUGGGAGCGGCGAUCCGAGGAUGCACCUCUCGCUCACCGCCACGGAACAAGCCCUCGUGGAGCAGCGAGAGCGGAAUGCCGAGAUAGAUCGGCAAAUAGCAGAAAUACAGAAGCAGAUGCCAGCAAAGGUCCGGGAGGUAGAGAAAAUGGAUCGUGAGCUCGCCGAGCUGGAAAAGAGACGUAACGAGAGUACAAAACUCGCGAUCGAGGGACGAAGGAGGCGUGAGCAAGGAGGGAGGGACGAGGUGGAGGAGCUGGGCAGAUGGUAUAAAGCGAAUGAGGCUGUCAUGAAGGGCUUGCUAGGGGUAGAGGGAUCCUAG
Fonsecaea erecta is the source of this 897-nucleotide messenger RNA. RefSeq lists its product as hypothetical. The transcript has a single exon. Gene Ontology annotation, biological process: protein localization to kinetochore; kinetochore assembly; attachment of mitotic spindle microtubules to kinetochore. The record is from RefSeq and is a predicted model, not a curated record. Bases 1 to 897 code for a protein of 298 amino acids. NCBI's taxonomy places the organism in Eukaryota, Fungi, Ascomycota, Eurotiomycetes, Chaetothyriales, Herpotrichiellaceae. Gene Ontology annotation, cellular component: kinetochore.